This is a messenger RNA of Microbotryum saponariae, 1290 nucleotides long. NCBI's taxonomy places the organism in Eukaryota, Fungi, Basidiomycota, Microbotryomycetes, Microbotryales, Microbotryaceae. The record is from the annotation of a GenBank genome assembly.
AUGGCACCCAAAACUACCAAGGCCCGGCCGGCGGCGAAAGCCACGCCACCAUCAACUCCGGCAGCAGCCUCGACAUCAUCGUCCAAGGUCCCGAGUACGCCCGCCAAGGCGCCAAGGUCGCUGAUCCCACUGCAGCACUACGGCGCUCGCGUUCCGCUGCAACUCGCGGCGCUCUUCUUCGCCCUCUCGACCUCGUCCUCACGCCACGUACCCCGUACGACACCCCAAGCGAGGAUACUACACUCCCUCAUUGAGGACCCGGUCGCGUUCUUGGGGUCGGCGUGUGCUAUGGUCGCGGUCGUGCAGGUUUGGUUCGGCGUGUGGUGCAAGGGAAUACUGGAUCAAGCGCAGCAACAGCCAAGCGAGAACGACAAGCCACCGCCAAGAAAGGAAGUUGGGGAGAAGAAGUCGUUUGGUAAGAUGUUUGGCGAGGCAUUGGGCGGUGUACGACCGACCGCGAGGCCGAGGACGCUGCCCGAAAGCGGUGGCGGAAGGGGGGGUGGUCUUGAAGCGCUCCGAGUAGAGGUUCGUGCGGUGGUGCGCUUGUGCGCUUCUCCUUCCUUUCAGACGCUGACACACGAACAUGUAAAGCAGACACUGAUGCCGGCCGUGACGACAACCAUCAUUUUGGCAUUCGUCAUCCACGUCGUCGCCUUUACCCUCGGCGCUCCCCUCAUUCGGUGAGCAAAAUUCUCCAGUGUCGUCGUCCGCUCCGGACAGCGCUGACUUGGAUCCUUUCGCAACUUCCGACAGAAGUAUCCCCGAGACGUUCCUCCUCUCGCUUCUCGUCUCGAUCCUCGCUUUCCUCCCCUUGGCGAUCACGUUCGGCCAACCCCACCCCAAGAAACCGGAGCGCUUCGUCUGGCUCAGGCUCUUUUCCUCCCUCUCGUCAGUCAGAGUACACCAAAUUACCACGCGACCGGUGACUCCGAGCUGAUGGAGGUCAUGUCUAUUUUACCACGACAGACCACAGACCGAUCUCGAGAUCGCUCUGCUCUUGCCUGCCCUCGGAGCCCUCGCCGGAGCGUGGCUCGGCGCCGUUCCGAUGCCUCUCGAUUGGGAUCGAGCAUGGCAGGUAAGCUCUCAAUCCUAUCUUCCCCACCGUAUGCCAGAAAGCUUGUAAGGCUGAUCAAACGUGCAUGGUCAUCAUGCCGAUAGAAAUGGCCAACGACGUGUGUCGUCGGGACGUUGCUGGGUUACGGCGUGGGCUCAAUCGUGGCUUUGGUAGCAAUUGCGAUGGAGUUCCCCAGGGGAGCAAACUUAGGGUCAACGAAACCAAAAUCGAAGUGA